UGCUACAGGGUUGGAGUUAGACUUUCAGUCCUUCUCCAUCAUACAAACACACACGCACACAUGGAGUAUUACUUCAUCCUCUUACUGUUCACCUGGACGCUAUUACCAGGGCUCUGUUUCUGCUUCAAUAUUGACGUGAAGAGGGCAAAGGUCAUCCAUGGCUCAGAGGAGGCCCAGUUUGGCUACACGGUGCAGCAGCACCAGGCGGAGGGACAGAAAUGGCUGCUGGUGGGAGCUCCGUUUGAGAGCAGUGGUGAUCACCAGACAGGAGAUGUGUACCGCUGUCCCCUGGACCCCCGCCCUGAGGCCAGCUGCUCCAGGCUCCAUCUGGGGAAUGAAUCUAUGAGCUAUGUGUCAGAGCGGAAGGACAAGAUGAGAAUUGGAAUGUCACUGACAUCCAACCCUGAAGAUCAGAGCUUUGUGGCCUGCGGCCCCCUGUGGUCCUAUGAGUGUGGAAGUGCAUACUACAGCACGGGCAUCUGCUCCAGAGUCAACAGCUCCUUCCAGUUCACCAACAACAUUGCCCCGGCCUUCCAGCGAUGCGAGACGUUCAUGGACAUCGUGAUAGUUCUUGAUGGCUCCAACUCUAUUUACCCCUGGUACGAGGUGCAGGACUUUCUCAUCAAUGUACUGCAGAAGUUCUGCGUUGGGUCCGGUCAAACACAGGUUGGAAUCGUGCAGUAUGGGCAGCGGGUCGUGCAUGAGUUUGCCCUGGACGACUACGAGUCGGUGGAGGAGGUGGUACAAGCAGCCCAGAACAUCCAGCAGAGAGGCGGAGAGGAGACGCGCACCGCCCUUGGCAUCAGCAGUGCACGGUCUUUGGCCUUUAAGCGUGGCGGGCGAGAGGGAGCCAGAAAAGUGAUGAUUGUGAUUACUGACGGAGAGUCACAUGACAGUCCUGACCUGCAGAAGGUUGUUGAGGACAGUGAGAAGGACAACAUCACGCUCUACGCCAUUGCUGUGCUGGGUUACUACAACCGUCGGGGCAUCAACCCUGAAGCCUUCCUCAAGGAGAUCAAGUUCAUCGCCACCGACCCUGAUGAACACUUCUUUAGUGUGACUGAUGAGUCAGCCCUCAAGGACAUCGUGGAUGCCCUGGGCGAGAAGAUCUUCAGUCUCGAGGGAACCAACAAAAACAAGACAUCGUUCGAGCUGCAGAUGUCCCAGGCAGGGUUUUCCUCUCACAUAGUGGAGGACGGGGUGCUGGUUGGAGCAGUGGGAGCGUAUGACUGGAAUGGGGCGGUUCUUAAAGAGACGGCUCAUGGGAAAGUGAUCCCUCCCAAGUCCUCCUACAGCUACGAGUUUCCGGAGAGCUUGAAGAACCAUGGGGCCUAUCUUGGUUACACAGUCACGUCAGUGGUAUCAGCUAAACAUGGCCGUUUGUACGUAUCUGGGGCACCACGCUUCAACCACACUGGGAAAGUCAUCAUAUUCACCCUGCAGAAUGAUGGGAACCUCACCAUUCUGCACUCUCUUAAAGGACAGCAGAUUGGGUCAUACUUUGGCAGUGAGAUUGCUCCACUCGACGUCGAUGAGGACCAAGUGACAGACUUCCUGCUGGUGGCGGCACCCAUGUUCUUUAGCGAAGGCUGGGAGAGGGGCAGAGUGCACGUGUACAAAGUCACGGAGGAGACCCGGUUCUUUCUGGUGGGCUCACUGGAGGUGGCCGAGCGUGCCGAGAAUCGCCGCUUUGGUUCUGCGCUGGCGUCGGUGCCGGACCUGAACGGGGACGGCUACAGUGAAGUGGUGGUGGGAGCUCCUCUGGAGGACGACCACCGGGGAGCCAUCUACCUCUUCCACGGCCGAGCUCACGGGCUUCACCCCACACACAAACAGAGGAUCGCUGCUGUAGACGUGGACCCAGGCCUGCGUUACUUCGGCUGCAGCAUCCAUGGGAAGAUGGACGCGAGUGGAGAUGGGCUGGUGGAUCUGGCUGUGGGCUCCCUUGGUGCUGUGGUGCUACUGUGGUCCCGCAGUGUCAUCCGUGUGCACCUAAGUGUGAGUUUUGAGCCUUCAAAGAUUAACGUGUUCAACAAAGACUGCCGACGGGCAGGGAAGGACGUGACGUGCAUGGCUGCCAUUGUGUGUGUGAGGGUUACAGCACAGACCCCCAUGCCACCGACACUGGGAGCAGCUCUGAGGAGGAGUGUGUAUAUAGAUGAGCAUCGAUUCUCCCCCAGGGCAAUGCUGGAUGAUUUAGAGCAUCUCCACUCCAACAUCACUGUGCUCCCGGACAUCCAACACUGCCAACAACUCCACUUCCACGUGCAGGAGACUUCAGAUUAUGUGCGUCCUGUGAUCUUCACUAUGGAGGUAGUCCUGCAGGACCCAGACCAUGGCCCUGUCAUAGAUGAAGACUGGCCAACUACUCUACGAGUGGAGCUGCCCUUCUGGAAUGGAUGUGAAGAGGAUGAACACUGCAUUCCCAACCUCAUCCUGCACAGCCACACUGACCUGCUGGACCUCCAGCAGUUCUGCAGCCAGAGGAAGUGCUCUGGCUGUAUGGUGUGUGAGCAGCAGGGGGCGCUACAGGGCGCGGAGCGUGUGAUGGAGGCCACCCGCAGGCGCAUGUUUGUGGAUGCUCGUCUGGAGAACCGCGGGGAGAACGCGUACGGAACCACUCUCAGGAUCUCCUUCAGCCCCAACCUGGCCUUCUCCAGUCUCGUGCUCAAGGGUUCCUCAGACAUCCAGAUCGACUGCUACAGUAAGUCAGACCGAAGCCACCACAGAAUCUGCAAUGUCAGCACGCCCUUCAUGAGGUCACAGAGUCAGGUGUCUUUCCGUGUGGAGUUUGAGCUGAGCAGGUCGGUCUUCCUGGAUUACGUGCAGGUGACUCUGGAAGCCAGCAGUGAGGGAGAGGAGAGGAGUCUGCAGGACAACCUGAACAACCUCUACUAUCCCAUCAAAUACGAGGGAGACCUCCUCUUCACCAGAGACUCAAACCCAACGCGCUUUGAAAUUAAACCUGAACCUUCUGAAACCAGUCCUGGUGCCAUCGGACCGACCUUUAACCUUUCAUACCAGAUCCAGAAUUUGGGGCUGUUCCCGGUGGAGGAGCUGCAGAUUACUGUGGAGAUGUCGGCUGUCACCAGUGGCGGCAAUCAGCUCCUGCAUAUCAGCCAUUUCCACAUAGACCAGAUGGCAGGCUCACACUGCAACCCCUCCCGCUCCAUCCCUCCGACACGAGCUUUACCUGAAGACCUGUCUCUCACUCCACAGCUGAACCGCUCCAACAGUGUGGCCCUGUCUGUGCAGUGCAGUGUGACCUUACCUGCCCAGGCCCAAGUCGGCGUGUCCAUCGGAGGAUGGCUUCACCUCCACGCCUUACUGGCUGUGCAGUUCAGGAAGCUGGAGCUGGUUACGACUGCUUCAGUGGAACUCAACCCGGCCAGCCCAACUUUCCUGCAUGAAGCUCGGCCAACACGGCAUAUAAUCCUAGAGAUUAGAAAAGAGGAAGAUUACAGAAUUCCCAUCUGGAUUAUAAUCGGGAGCUCGCUGGGAGGCCUGCUGCUUUUAGCUCUGCUUGUCCUGGCGUUAUGGAAGGUGAGUCGUUUCAUCAGGUGUUAUCACUCGUACAGUCAAGUAAUGCUACUGGACGUGCUCAAGGAAGCUACAGGACCUGUUUGA
Molecule: messenger RNA, 3627 nt
Organism: Alosa alosa (allis shad)
Lineage: Eukaryota; Metazoa; Chordata; Actinopteri; Clupeiformes; Clupeidae
Product: integrin alpha-11-like
Exons: 29
Coding region: 61-3627 (1188 amino acids)
Biological process (GO): cell adhesion mediated by integrin; cell-cell adhesion; integrin-mediated signaling pathway
Cellular component (GO): integrin complex; external side of plasma membrane
Molecular function (GO): integrin binding
Source: RefSeq, a predicted model, not a curated record